AUGUGCACCAAACAUGCCAAAAGUAUACUUAAUCUCAAAAAUAACUGCGUGAAAUAUGAUCGUAAAUUCCUAACAAAUAAAAAAUUUCAAUUCCUACAACUCGUGUUGAAAAAAAUAUCAAUGUUUUACAAAAUAAUAUUUAUUUUAUUAAGUAUAAUAUUUCUAAAAUUAGAUGCGAUUAAAUACCCGAAAGAUUUCGGUCCAGAUCUGUUGUCAGGAGAGUGCAAUAUACAAUUUGAUUUUAUCGUUGUCGGCGCUGGUAGUGCUGGUUCGAUAAUUGCUUCUCGCUUAAGUGAAAUAUCAGAAUGGAAUGUUUUACUAUUAGAAGCAGGUGGUGAUCCUCCAGAAUCAUCGGAAAUUCCACUUAAAUGGAGUUUGGCACUGAAUACAGAAUACGAUUGGAAAUUUUUAACCGAACAAGAAGAUAAUUUGUUCAAAGGCCUAGAUGGAGAAAGGUGUCAUGUACCCAGAGGUUGUAUGUUAGGUGGCAGUUCGUCCAUGAACGUGAUGCUACAAAUCCGUGGCACAAAGUUCGAUUUUGAUGAAUGGGAAAAAAUGGGUUGCACUGGUUGGGGUUUCGAUUCCAUACUGCCAUAUUUUAUAAAAUCUGAAAACUUUAACGACGAGUCUAGGUUUGACCCAAAGAUUCACGGAAAUUCCGGACCUCUCACUGUCAGUCCAUUUCAAGCCCCAGAUCCUGCUAUACAAACAAUAUCUCAAGCAGCAGAAUUAAUGGGCUUGACAAAUGUGAAAGAUUUGAAUAAAAUAGAACGUUCAGUUGGAUACGCUAUGUCGGAUAGCACAACUCGGAAUGGUCUGCGGUGCAGUACGUUAAAAGCUUUCUUAAUUCCCAAUAGUGAACGACCAAAUUUGUUCGUAGCCAAAUACACCCGAGUCACAAAAAUUCUUAUCGAGAACAAAGUCGCGGUCGGCGUAGAGUUUGUAACAAAAACAGGCGAGUUUAAGACCGUAAACUGUACACUAGAAGUUAUAGUAUCUGCCGGAGUGAUAAUGAGUCCUCAAUUACUUAUGAUCUCCGGGAUUGGACCAGCAGAUCACUUGAAAGAGAUGAGUGUCGAUGUGGUGGCUGAUCUCCCGGUCGGCCUUAACUAUCAAGACCACGUCGCUUUUUUCGGUCUUGUUCUUAGUGACCGUAAGGAUAGACCAAUCGCAGACAUCGUGGCGGAAAGUCAAAAACUUAGAAAGGAUACGUUUGAUUUAAUUCCCAAAGGUAUUAGUACAAUGGGGCUGACGGGACUUCUCAGUUUUGUCGAUACAAAACGCGCGUCUGGAAACCCUGACAUUGAAAUUAUGAAAAUUAGAUACUCGUAUAAUACGACCCGACAGAUGAACACGUUCAAGAACAUGUUUGGAUUUUCCGACGAGAUGGCAAAUAUUUACAACGAUUUGAACAUGAAAAGUGACAUAAUACUUAUGAUACCGAUUAGUAAUAUAAUAACCAAGACAGGACGUGUUUUACUAAGAUCAAAAGAUCCUAUGGCAACCCCGAAAAUAAUCGCAAACUACUUAUCCGACCAAGAAGAAAUCGAUACGAUGGUGAGGGGUAUUGAGUUUGUGGUUGAAAUGUGCAAGACGAAACCAAUGACUGAUGCCGGAUAUGCAUUUGAGAAAAUAGUGUACCCGAAUUGCGAGGCAAAUUGCGAAUGGGGCACCAAAGACUACUGGAAAUGUGCUAUUAAAAAUCUAGCCACCUCAAUUUUUCAUUCGGUUGGUACCAACAAGAUGGGUGCGAUCAGCGACAAGACCUCGGUGGUCGAUCCUUCUUUUAAAGUGAUUGGCGUUGAUAGACUUAGAGUGAUUGACUGUUCAGCGAUGCCGUCGUUAGUAUCUUGCAACACUAACGCCGCCACAAUGAUGAUGGCUGAAAAAGGAGCUGAUAUGAUUAAAACCCAGUAUGGGAAAUGAGGUUAUAACUUUUUAUAUUUUAUUAACCAUAUAUUAGUUUUUAAGAUAUAUUUUUUUUACGUUUAAUAAAUUACUAUUAAAUUAAAAUGUUCACAAUAUUAUC
Rhopalosiphum maidis (corn leaf aphid) is the source of this 2029-nucleotide messenger RNA. RefSeq names its product glucose dehydrogenase [FAD, quinone]-like. The record is from RefSeq and is a predicted model, not a curated record. The coding region runs from base 1 to 1926 and encodes 641 amino acids. The transcript has 3 exons. Gene Ontology annotation, molecular function: oxidoreductase activity, acting on CH-OH group of donors; flavin adenine dinucleotide binding. NCBI's taxonomy places the organism in Eukaryota, Metazoa, Arthropoda, Insecta, Hemiptera, Aphididae.